GUCGCAAUCAGUUCUGGUCUCGCUCUCCAGCGAACAACACAAAAUUACCCAAAAUGGAUUUCUACUACUCGCCCCGUGGAAGCGGAUGCCGUACAGUGAUCAUGGUGGCCAAGGCCUUAGGCUUGGAGCUUAACAAAAAGCUAGUGAGCCCCAUGGAUGGGGACCAUUUAAAACCGGAGUUCGUGAAGCUGAACCCCCAGCACACCAUCCCCACUCUGGUGGACAACGGACUCUCCAUUUGGGAGUCCCGAGCCAUUGCCGUGUAUCUGAUUGAGCAAUACGGCAAGGACGAUUCUCUCUUCCCCAAGGAUCCCAAGAAGCAGGCUCUAAUCAACCAGCGCCUUAACUUUGAUUUGGGAACUCUUUACGAUAGCUUCGCCAAUUACUACUACCCCCUUGUCCGCACUGGCAAGCCCGGAUCUGCCGAGGACUUCAAAAAGAUCGAGACGUCCUUCGGGUACCUGAAUAUCUUCCUCGAGGGCCAAGACUACGUGGCUGGCGACCACCUAACCGUGGCCGAUAUUGCCAUCCUGUCCACCGUUUCCACCUUCGAUAUCUUAGAUUUCGACCUCAGCAAGUACCCUAAUGUGGCCAGAUGGUACGCCAAUGCCAAGAAGGUGACUCCCGGAUGGGACGAGAACUGGAGUGGCCUUUUGCAACUGAAGGCAGUCUUUGAGGCCCCUAUAGCUCUUCUCAAAAUGGAUCUUUAUAAUAUGUCUGGGUCUCCGAGCACGCGGGCCGUCAUAAUGACCGCCAAAGCUGUGGGAGUCGAACUUAACUCGAUACAAGUCAACACCUUUGUGGGGGAGCAAUUGAAGCCGGAAUUUGUGAAGAUAAACCCGCAGCACACCAUUCCCACCCUGGUGGACAAUGGAUUCGUCAUCUGGGAGACCCGAGCAAUAGUGGUUUACCUAGUGGAGCAGUACGGAAAGGAUGAUUCUUUAUACCCCAAGGAUCCCCAGAAGCAAGCUCUGAUCAACCAGCUAUUGUACUUCGAUAUGGGCACCCUCUACGAGGCCAUUGCCAAGUACUUCUUUCCACUGCUCCGCACUGGCAAGCCGGGAACUCAGGAGAAUUUUGAGAAGCUUAUUGCUGCCUUUAAUCUCCUCAACACCUUUCUGGAGGGCAGGGAUUACGUUGCCGGAAGUCAGUUGUCCGUGGCCGACAUCGUUAUUUUGGCCACCGUUUCCACAACCGAAAUGGUUGAAUUUGAUUUGGAGCAAUUUCCGAACGUGGUCAGGUGGUACAAGAAUGCCCAAAAAGUUACCCCUGGUUGGGACGAAAACGUAGAAAGAAUUCAAAAUGCCAAAAAAUUCUUGGCCGAAAACUUAAUAGAGAAAUUGUAAAUGUUUAAAUUUAAU
Molecule: messenger RNA, 1361 nt
Organism: Drosophila subpulchrella
Lineage: Eukaryota; Metazoa; Arthropoda; Insecta; Diptera; Drosophilidae
Product: glutathione S-transferase D6-like
Exons: 2
Coding region: 54-1346 (430 amino acids)
Biological process (GO): glutathione metabolic process
Molecular function (GO): glutathione transferase activity
Source: RefSeq, a predicted model, not a curated record